AUGAACGUGAACGCUCGCCGGGAGUGCAUCGCCCGGAAAGUGCAAAAUGCAGACACAGUGUGCGUCUGUAACGCCACAUAUUGUGACGACUUGCCGGCCGUCCAGAGACCACAACCGGGUUUUGCCACAGUUUUCGAGAGCAAUAAACAGGGGCUUCGGUUCCGGGAAACGGCCCUCAAGUUUGACUCAAUGGCCAGUCAGUCAACCGCCGAUCAAAGCGUCACAAUAACUAUAAACAGGACUCAGAGAUAUCAGUCUGUAUUGGGUUUUGGGGCCGCCUUUACGGACAGCACCGGACAAAUGCUUAAGUCUGUCAACCAAUCGUUGGCUGAUUUGCUAAUUGAGAGCUAUUUCUCGGCCAACGGUAUUGAGUACUCGAUGGGACGCAUACCGAUCGGCGGCACCGACUUCUCCGACCGGCCCUACAGUUACGACGACACCGACGACGACCUGGAGCUCAAACACUGGGCCCUUCAGAGAGAGGACACGGAGUGGAAGAUACCGUUCAUAAAACAGGCGCUGAAAGUGAGUCCACAUAAACUGCGACUCUUCGGCAGCCCCUGGAGUCCUCCCGCGUGGAUGAAGACUAACCAUCGGUUCAACGAAAGCGGUGUUUUGAGGGGCGAUGUCGGCGGUCAGUACUACCAGUCGUGGGCCAACUAUUUUGUCAAGACUCAGGCGCGACAGUUGUGCUCAAAGACCGACAGCCGACGGAUGCAGGAGUUGUUCCGUUCGGCCGAACGUACGAACGCCGCCCGCAAUGAAUACCAGCGCUGUAUUAACUCAACGGUUGACAUACUCUCAGGCGUUAAGACUAUGGAUGACAAACAAAAACUGCCAUUUCUUUGCUGGGUUAAUUUCUAUGUGGUUACUAAACUAAAGGGAAUCACUAUCAUUUAA
Messenger RNA from Medioppia subpectinata, 900 nucleotides. NCBI's taxonomy places the organism in Eukaryota, Metazoa, Arthropoda, Arachnida, Sarcoptiformes, Oppiidae. The record is from the annotation of a GenBank genome assembly.